Messenger RNA from Anisakis simplex (herring worm), 201 nucleotides. The record is from the annotation of a GenBank genome assembly. Lineage: Eukaryota; Metazoa; Nematoda; Chromadorea; Rhabditida; Anisakidae.
AUGGCGGUGGCGGUCAUGGCAAAUUGGGAUGGAUUGUGUGCGGAUAUGAGAGUGGAAACUGAUCCGGAAUGUCUUUCCGGAAACUACAGUGAUCCGGAAUCCGGAAAGGCAAUAUUCCGAACGGAUUCCGGAUUGUUUGAGAUCCGUAUGAGGGGAUUUCCUUUAGGUUGUGCGCUUAAAUUCAAAAUCUUUGGUUUGUGA